AUGUUUUCCAAAAAACGUAAAGUUGACAAUGAAAACAGAAAGUUUCUGGCUGAGUGGACCGAACAAUAUUGUUUUACACUUCCAGUAAGAGCUGGAGCCGUUCCAGUUUGUCUUAUAUGUAACAGUACAGUUGCUGUCGUUAAAUGUGCUAAUUUAAAGCGUCAUUAUGAUACAAUGCAUAAAGAUUUUGAAAAAAAAUUUCCUCUUAACAGUGCAGCGCGUAAAAAUAAGCUCCAAGCGUAUCUCUUGUCUUAUAAAAAUAGUACGACUAUGUUAGUACAAAGUAUGACUGGGCAAGAAAAGUCAGUAGAAGCAGCAUUGCGUGUUUGCUGGAUGUUAAAUAAACACCAAAAACCAUUUACAGACUCAGAAAUUGUAAAAGAGUCAAGAAGCAAUACAAGAAGAACAGAACUAUUGGCCGAUGACAACAAAAAUAAUUUAAUUCACAUUUUACAGAUGGCUCCUUGCUACGCUAUUGCAAUUGAUGAGUCAUGUGAUAUUGUUGAUUCUGAGCAAAUGUCAAUUUUUGUGCGCUUUUUAGACGUUGAAAGUAGAGUAUUUAGAGACGAGUUGCUAGCAUUAUUGCCAAUGAAAUGCAAGACUCGUUGA
Messenger RNA from Sipha flava (yellow sugarcane aphid), 609 nucleotides. Its product is annotated as general transcription factor II-I repeat domain-containing protein 2-like. NCBI's taxonomy places the organism in Eukaryota, Metazoa, Arthropoda, Insecta, Hemiptera, Aphididae. The transcript is spliced from 2 exons. The record is from RefSeq and is a predicted model, not a curated record. Bases 1 to 609 code for a protein of 202 amino acids.